CCAGGGCCCCUAUGGCCAGCCGCCCUACGCCCAGCCCCAGCCCAUGGUCCCUGGAGACCAGGACUCCCCCCUGCACAGCACCUACCACGAGGAUGGGCCCCCCUCCUACUAUGACAACCAGGACUUCCCGUCGGCGCACUGGGACGACAAGAGCAUCCGGCAGGCCUUCAUCCGCAAGGUGUUCCUGGUGCUCACGCUGCAGCUGACCGUCACCUUCGCCUUCGUGACCGUCUUCACCUUCGUCAAAGGCGUGCGGGGCUUCGUGCAGCGCAACGUGUGGACGUACUACGUGUCCUACGCCGUGUUCUUCAUCUCCCUCAUCGUCCUCAGCUGCUGUGGCGACUUCCGCCGCAAGCACCCCUGGAACCUCGUGUCCCUGUCCAUCCUGACUGUCAGCCUGUCCUACAUGGUGGGGAUGAUAGCCAGCUUCUAUGACACUGAGGCUGUCAUCAUGGCUGUCGGCAUCACCGUCGUCGUCUGCUUCACCGUGGUCAUCUUCUCCCUGCAGACCAAGUACGACUUCACCUCGUGCCGGGGCGUCCUCAUCAUCUGCCUCGUCGUGCUCGUCCUCUUCUCCAUCCUGUGCAUCUUCAUCCGGAACCGCAUCGUGGACAUCGUCUACGCCUCGCUGGGGGCCCUGCUCUUCACCUGCUUCCUGGCGGUGGACACGCAGCUGAUCCUGGGGAACAAGCAGCUGGCGCUGAGCCCCGAGGAGUACAUCUUCGCCGCGCUCAACCUCUACACCGACAUCAUCAACAUCUUCCUCUACAUCCUCGCCAUCAUCGGCAGGGCCAAGGAGUAGCCCCCGCCUCCCCGGCCCCGCGGCCCCGCCCCGCUCGGGAUCCCCUCCCCGUAGCCGGUUUUGUUGCCGUUCUCAUCGCGGUUCCUCCCCGCGGGGGCUCGCCCGGCCCCCUGCUCCUCCCCGCUGUGAAUACGAUUUCCCCCCUCCCUUUGCGUUGAACGCGGACUGGAAGCACUUUGGAACCCCCUGUGUCCUGUCCUGUCCCCACCACGCUGUCCCCUCCCUGUCACCCUUGUCACUACGCCAGCUGCACGGGCAGGGGCAGUGCCAGCAGCACUGCAGACCCUCUGAGCCACUGUCCCUGCCUGUCCCCACCCCGAGCCACGGUCCCUGCCUGUGGCACCUCCAGACAUCCCCGAGGCACCGUCCCCACGUGGGUGUACCACCAGAACCCCUCGAGCCACUGUCCCUGUCUGUCCCCAGACCCCCUGAGCCUGUGGCACCCUCAGACCCUCCUGCUCUGAGCCACUGUCCUCAUGUGGAGACACUCCCGACCCCCUGAGCCACCAGCCCUGCCCAUUGCCACCUGCCUGUCCCCACCCCCGAGCCACAGCCCCUGUCUGUGGCACCCCCAGACCCCCCCUGCCCUCCCCGCGUGGCCGAGGCCCCAUCCUGGUCCUGCUGUUAAUAAAUUGUCUUGUUCAUCUCCCA
Molecule: messenger RNA, 1453 nt
Organism: Passer montanus (Eurasian tree sparrow)
Lineage: Eukaryota; Metazoa; Chordata; Aves; Passeriformes; Passeridae
Gene: GRINA
Product: glutamate ionotropic receptor NMDA type subunit associated protein 1
Exons: 6
Coding region: 44-802 (252 amino acids)
Biological process (GO): negative regulation of apoptotic signaling pathway
Cellular component (GO): Golgi apparatus; membrane; endoplasmic reticulum
Source: RefSeq, a predicted model, not a curated record